This is a messenger RNA of Brassica napus (rape), 3146 nucleotides long. Its product is annotated as serine/threonine-protein phosphatase BSL1 homolog. Gene Ontology annotation, biological process: brassinosteroid mediated signaling pathway. The record is from RefSeq and is a predicted model, not a curated record. The transcript has 18 exons. Gene Ontology annotation, molecular function: phosphoprotein phosphatase activity; protein binding. Bases 477 to 2816 code for a protein of 779 amino acids. Lineage: Eukaryota; Viridiplantae; Streptophyta; Magnoliopsida; Brassicales; Brassicaceae.
UUAAAAGUAAUUAUAAUAAUAUUUUAUUACUAAUUACGAAAUUAUUCAAUUUAUUAAUUUAAAAAAUAUUCCCUAAAAUUAAUCCAUAUUGCUUACUCAAAGCGAAAUCUACAAAUGUUCGUAUUGAAGAAAUGUGCAGCUCACUUUUAGAUUCCUUACCUUAAAGACCAUUUUGUACUUUAGAAACAAAAUAUUGAACAACGACCAGCUACGUGGCAACAAGCCAUCCAAAGGCCAAAUAAUGGGCAGUUUCGUAGUUAUCAUUUAUCACUUUGCCGUUAGGCACCGUUGCUGGGAAUGAAACACAUUCAAGACACUUGUCUGAAUAUGAACAUCAUUAUUUGCUUACCAAAACAAAAGGAGACUAGGAAAAAAAAAUUGUGCUAUAAAAUGGAGAUGAACCCGAUAGGAUUUCGCCACCAUCUUUUGCAGCCGCAUAAUUUAUAUCUCCCAAUCUGUAACUCAACAUUGUUCUCAUGGCUGAUUUAAACUUACGGCAGUUUCCCCCUCCUCCUUACGCAACGAGUACGACGCAGACCUUGUUCAACCCCCAAGAGGACUUACCGGGACCGAGAUGUGGUCAUACACUCACGGCAGUUUAUCACCGCCUAAUCCUCUUCGGCGGGGUUACUUUAGUCCCGAGCGGUGGAUCCGAUAACAGUUUACAAUGUUUAACCAAUUCAGUAUACUGUCUCAAUUCCUUAACCAAGAAGUGGACAAGGGUUUAUCCAGAAGGUGAGCCUCCAUCUCCUAGGACUAAUCAUGCAGCCGUCUCAUGUGGCGAUGGGGUCAUUAUUCAGGGUGGAAUUGGUCCAUCAGGCAUUUGUAACGGAGAUCUCCACGUCCUUGACAUGAGUAGUGAUACGUUCAAAUGGAAAAAAGUGGUGGUUCAAAAGGGUAUGGCUCCAUGUCCUCGCUAUGGCCAUGUAAUGGGUUUAGCUGGGGAAAAGCUUGUUAUAUUCGGUGGAAUCAACGAAGGAAAUUUGGUUCUCGCCGAUACAUGGGCAUUGAAUACGACUAGGCACCCAAAUGUGUGGGAAAUAUUGUACCCAUAUGGGGACCUGCCUUGUGGAAGAGUGUAUGCUUCUGCUAGUAGUACUCGAGAUCAUCGUUAUUUUAUGCUCAACGGGGGAAGGGACCAACAUGGGAUGCCACUGGGAGAUACUUACAAGCUGGAACCAUUUAGCAGUAGUGGUUUUUGGGUGUGGACUCGUAGUCCACACUUAGAUCUUUCCAAGAGAUACCAACAUGCAGCGGUUUUUGUAAAUCUGCGAUUGCAUGUCUUUGGGGGUGCGCUGAGUAAUACUCACCUAGUCGAUGCUGAAGAAGCUGUUUCAGUGCUUGAUACUUCUACUGGUGUAUGGGUUGAUACUUCUAAUGAAGUUAUGCGACGUAGUCUCCAUGCUGCUGCAUCGAUUGGCAGCCGCAUAUAUGUGUAUGGUGGGAUUAGAGAAGGUGUAUUACUCGACGAUUUACUAAUCUCUGGAGAACUUUUAAGUUCUGGACCAACAGUCCCAUCCUUUUUGUGGAGAUCUCAAAACACUCCAAGGCCGCCUGCGAGUGACAUGAACGAUGGUUAUAAGCCAAAUUUCUCCAGAGAGAAGUUACAUGACUUGGUUAACAAGGUCAUCUCAACCUUGUUAAGACCUCAAACUUGGGAACCUCCUGUCGAUAGAAAGUUCUUUUUGAGCUUCCCUGAAUUGGCUGAACUGUGCUUCGCUGCGAAGCAAAUCAUCGAGCAAGAGCCAACAGUGUUGCAACUAUAUGCUCCAAUAAAAGUCUUUGGAGAUCUCCAUGGUCAAUUCGGUGAUCUGAUGCGGCUAUUUUACGAGUAUGGAUAUCCUUCAAGGCAAGGAGAUAUCGCGUAUAUUGAUUAUUUAUUUUUGGGAGAUUAUGUUGACCGAGGAAAACACAGCUUAGAGACCAUAAUAUUGCUGCUUGCUUUGAAGGUUGAAUAUCCGAAGAACAUCCAUUUGAUCCGUGGAAAUCAUGAGGCUGAAGCGACGAAUACAGUGUAUGGCUUCCUAGAUGAAUGCAUAGAAAGAAUAGUACGUGUCUGUCAAUCUGUUCACAGAAUAUAUAUUUUCUACUUGUUCUUGGCUAAUGAAGUAAUGAUAAUCUUUUUCUCUGUAAACCACCAGGAGUGUAACGAUGGGAAUCGUGCAUUUAAAUUGAUUAAUGAUUUUUUCAGUCAUCUUCCCCUUGCUGCCCUAAUCGAGAAGAAAAUUUUCUGUGUACACGGUGGGAUUGGUUCCUCAGUAUUCACAAUGGAACAGAUUACAAAUAUCAAGAGGCCCGUUGAUAUGGAUUGCGAAUAUAAUUACAAAGUUGUCAAAGACUUAUUAUGGUCUGAUCCUACAGCGCAUGAUAGCAUUUUGGGCAUAGGAGUAAAUGAAAGAGGGUCCCAUAUUGUCUCUUUUGGGCCUGAUAGGGUCAAUGCAUUUUGUGAGAGGAAUGAUAUAGAUAUGAUUAUAAGAGGGCACGAGUGUGUACUUGAUGGUUUCGAAAGAUUUGCACAAGGAAAACUCAUUACUGUUUUUUCUGCUACAAACUACUGCGGAAAGUUCAAAAAUGCUGGAGCAAUAUUAGUUAUCGGUAGAAAUCUAGACGUUGUUCCUAAGUUGAUUCAUCCUCUUCCACCUCCCAUCUCACCUUCAGAAAACGUUCCGGACAAAGCAUGGAUUGAGGUAAGACCUUCUGGACCAGUAUUAUAUAGAUCAUAUGAUCAAACAUGUUUCGGUUGUUGUUUAGAUUUAUUUUUCUUUCUGCUCCCAGUUAUCUCUGUAUAUCUUCACAAAUUUAAAAGUUUGGUAUAAAAUUUAACAUUUUUACCAAAAAAAAACAUGUUUCUGUUGCUGAGUUUAAAUAUUGUUUUAUAGGUGGACAGAGAGAGGCCGCCUACUCCAAUUCGCGGGCAACGAAAGCCUGACUUUGAGCAAGGCUCAACUUCAUAAAGAAGAGAUUUUUUAUUGGGAAGUUGCGGUUGAAGAGGUGAAAGCGUUCGUCUGCAUGUCACAAUAGUGUGGAAGAAACUUAUGAUUAUCAUUUAUCUAGUCCCUAGCUUUUGUUUUCUUAUAACUUUUAAAGAACUUGUUUUACAACUUUAUUUGGUAUUUGAUGGGAGACUCAAGUUUCAAAGUGGAUAA